AUGCUGCAUUCUGCUAACUUCACUGAUGAAGAGGUGCAAACUGCCUUCGUUCAGGCAGAGACCCUGUUGAACAGCCGGCCACUGACCACAGUUGGAUCAGAUGCUGAUGAUCUCGUCCCGUUGACACCUCAGCAGUUGCACAUUGGCCACAUUCAGGUAGAAACGGCCAUAGAAGCGGCACAAGCUUCUACGACACCCGCACACCCGCAGAGACGGUGGAAAGCUGUGCAGGUUGCUGUGGAUCACAUCUGGCUACGUUGGUUGAAGGAAUUUGUGCCCACGCUUAAUAUCCGACAACGUUGGAGAAUGUGCAGACGGAACAUAAUGGUUGCUGACAUGGUAUUUUACAUGGCAAAGGACACUCCCCGUGGAAUGUGGCCUCUCGGCAAAGUGGUGGAUGUUUUCCCCGGAGCAAACGGUCUCGUGCGUGUGAUGGACAUCCUCGUCAAAGGCAAAACUUAUCGGCGUCCGACCAACUUACUGGUUCCACUUGAGUUCAUGUUGUGUUCGCCUGGUGCCACGCAGGAGUCCCUUGUGGGACAAGACAAAGACUGA
Molecule: messenger RNA, 555 nt
Organism: Sycon ciliatum
Lineage: Eukaryota; Metazoa; Porifera; Calcarea; Leucosolenida; Sycettidae
Exons: 2
Coding region: 1-555 (184 amino acids)
Source: RefSeq, a predicted model, not a curated record